CUAGAGCAGCAUGAGGUCCAUGAACGAUAUUAGAGCGUCCUCGUCGACCCUGUCGGGGGCGCCUAGCUUAACCAUGAGCAAACCGAGCUUGAACAACAGCAAGGCCAGCCUCACGCACAGCAGACAGAGUAUGAACGUUUCAGAUGGGGAAGAGCGGCCACCGACCAGGGAGGAGCUGAUUGCCGAGUUCCUGGAUAAGGCAAAGUUUUACACCUCGCUCUGUUUAGGCACAACGGCAAUCCUGUCAGUGUUUGCGUUUCUCUUUCUGAUACCGUUCGUGGUGGAUCCCGCCAUAUCAACGAUCGUGGCCGACUACGAUCCCGUCCCGGUGACGUGCGUCGUGACGGACCAUGUGUACGCGGAAGGCAUGCGCAACUGUACGUGGAGCUCGUGUCGGGAAGGCUGCACGACUGCCGCCAUCCGGUGCCAUCAGCUGCUGGUGAACUACACCAAGAUCGCGUUCCACGAAUGGCACAAGCAUCCGCGAGAUCUCGACAGCAUCGAGUGGGACGUAAUGGAUACGAAGUUUCUCGUCAACACCGAAGGGUGCGGGUAUCCACCGCGGGUGAAUUGUUCCGAAUUCGCUAAACAGUACGGUUACUCCCACGUUGGGGAACCGUUCCCAUGCUACUACAGUCGUGCCUACCCGGAGAUAGUGGUUGCUCGCUACUCCUGGGAUGACAAUCUGAAGCACCUGAUACUGUCGCUGAUCAUACCGAACGUACUGUUCGCCGUGUCGAUCGGUGUGCUGAGCUACUGGUAUUGUCCUUGCUGUGAUAAAGCCUGCCACAAGUCGCCUCGAGUCUACGCGGAGAAGUAUCCUACGAAAGAGAACAAACUUCUAUGCCGUAGUGACGAUGAGGAAGACGAACUAGACUACUGAAUAAUAUAAAAAUACACCCACACACAAACACACGCGCACACGGUCUCUCCUCCUUCUGUCUUAAAAACAGACAAAAAACACACACACACACACACAAGUACAGAUUAAAAUUUUCACCAACCAGCAGCCAAAUGUUUGCGUUUUGAUAGUACACACUUUCACACAGUAUGUUUCAAUAUCUUGCUGUACUGGUUGAAAAGAUUCGUUCAUUUUUACCACAAACAGUUUUUUUUUCAUUUUGUUCACCCCAUACAACCCCCCAACGUGACGCACGGCAUCACGCGGGUUGAGCAUUAGAUUUUUGUCAGUUUUUCUGUUCCUUUUGCCUGAUGGUAUACACAUGCCAGCCCACUCUCGCGCCACACCGCUCUCGGCACCCGGGAGCAACACCCGGGCCACACGCCCCCCCCCCCCCCCCCUCUUCUCCCCCACACCCCCGGCCCACCUCCAUCAGUGGGAUCAAUCGGCACACGUGAGAGGGUAUUGCAUACGCAUCGGCAAAAACGCAACAGGACCGCAGGAUACUUUUGAGCGCUAGUAAAUAAGAUACAACUAGUCCAAGUUUACUUAGCAUACCUCUCAAACUAUUGCUUUCUGUCACAGCCAGUUCUUUUACCAUCCCAUCAUAUGUGCAUGUGAACAACCACCCGCAGAGUUUACUAUUGUCAGUCCGCGCUUGCUGUACUUGCAUACAUUCUCGUAUCUCGUUACUGAUGAUAAAUAGCAUUUUGCAGUAUAUAGUAUAAGAUAAAGCUUUACGUCGCUUAGCGAGAGGGCUGCACUCAUGAGGGCUUACGAUGCAAACAGAAAACAAGCAACAAAAAAAAUCAAGACACAUUGCAAUAACUUUUGUGGCCCCACCACAACCAACGCGCCACGCGGCUUUGCAGCGCAGCAUCCUGCGUGUUCGUUUGGUGCAACGCAGCGCGGGCGCCUGCGAGUAGUCGUAUCUUUUACCAAGCCCGUCGAGUAGCUGUUAAUUACAUGUGUAAUAAAACUAUAAGCACGACAUUCGGUAGUAUUAUGUAAAUAGUGUACAAAAAACAGGGCCGUGUACAAAACAAAAACGUAACAAAAAUCAUCAACAGCGCAGAUCAUCGUUAUUCCACGAGCUGUGUGUGUGCGUGUGCAUGUGUACAUACAUUUUAUUGCAAUCGAAACGCAACUAGAGGCGAAAAACCUGCUAUGCUACUUCUUCAUGUCCAAACAAAGUGUUGAAGAUAGAACCAACCAAACAAAAGAAAAACACAGCUUUGCGUUCUGUUGUGCGUAGCCUGUAUAAUUUAGUCUGUGAUAACUAUUAUUGAAUCGUUCGCCAAUAGAAUCAAACAAACAAACAAAAAAAACCAAAGGAAACGAAAUACCAUCCAGGGGCACCAAAGAUACAAGACACCGCAAGCCUCAAAUAGUGUGCGCUAUCGCUUCAAACAGUUCGCUUGUUCAAACAUGGGAGCAGCAGCCCAUAAGCUUCCCUUUGCUUUUCACCUACUUUCACUGUAUGCAAAUUUCGCUAAAUUUAUGCUGUCUAUCUCUUUCAAACCAAAGUAAAACAGAAACAAAACAGCUUCAAUAAUUUAUACUUGUUUCAAUAGUUUUGAUUCUCAUGUUCUUGACCCCAUCAUGCAGCGUAAGCGUUCCACUCUCUAAUACAUACAUUUUGUUUUCCUUUCAAAACAACCCCCACCCGAACUGAAACAACUCUUUCCCUCUGCUAUCACUAAACCCCUCUUCUGAACGUGGAACGACCGUCUGGCCCGUAUCCAUAUUAUCAACCAACCAACUCGACCUAACCAUGUACUUACACGUACCUUCUACACGAAUAAACUACUACUACUACUACUACUCUCCUUUCACCGACAACAAACACACGAAAAUGUACCCCGCAAAAAGGAAAGAGUCGUGGAAGAUUGAGUAUCCGCAAGAGUUCAUCAACAAAAUGUGAGCGUGCGUCACCCAUUACCGUGUGUCAUGAAGGGAGCAAUGGCGACGAGCCCUAUCGUUUAGGUUCUCCGGUCUCCCGGGCCAAAAGGACAGCACAACUAACACACACGGUCCCACACAUCAGGCAUCAUCCCACUUCGGCCAUCACCGCAUGCAUCACCGGCUUCAAAUGCUACCGUGUAAGCGCUAUAAAUGGUAGUCGCGAUCUAGGUAACACACCACCAGCGGGGAUCAAACAAAUCGCGUUUUACAGCACACCGUAUAGGAAUGAAAGUGUUAAGUUUAAAAAUUUCCUCUUUCCAAUUGGCGAACAAAACCGAAACCCACACACCUCACGCGUGUGUACACGUUUACACUAUGAACUGUUGAAUCAUACUUUCUAGCUAGAUAGGCACAGUGCGACACUGGUCGAGCAGAUGGGAAGAUUAUUCAGAUUAGCCGCGUACACUAUUUUUAACGGCGAAUGUUUCUAUUUUCUGUUACAUACUACUACUACCAGCAUCUACACUUCCCCCCUCUCUCAAGGCAGUUUUUAUCCUUCCCACACGUUAUUGUUGUUGCGAUGCGAAAGCGAUGUUCCAAACACGAACCCCUCUUUAAACGCCUCCUCUAGGCUCGCCCGAAAAAAACCCGCAGAGGAUACGCACGCCGCCGCGCCAUGGUGGCGCGUAAGACGAAGCUAAUUUCGAUGUAUGUAUUUUUCUUUUUUCUUUUUUAAACAAACACGGCUUCAGAAUCAGAGCUCGCGAGGAAAAUACAAAGAAAUACAAAAGAUAACGAUAACGAGAUUAAAUCAACACUAUCGACAAAAAAAAAUGUGAAAAAUCUUGAAGAAAGGGGCUAAACCAGCUUAAUCAUUACAGAAGUAUGUCAAGACAACUCUUACGCGAAAAAAAUGUCGAUGCCGUGAGUUUGAAAUGCUUUAUCGAUCAAUCUUUGAUAUGAAACCUAGCACAUCUAAAAACUUUGUACAUUUUUGAAUAAACCUAAUAUAUUUAUGAAAUAUAGAGCAAUGCUUGAAAGACAGAAUGAA
Molecule: messenger RNA, 3857 nt
Organism: Anopheles coluzzii
Lineage: Eukaryota; Metazoa; Arthropoda; Insecta; Diptera; Culicidae
Gene: Teh2
Product: protein tipE
Exons: 4
Coding region: 11-883 (290 amino acids)
Biological process (GO): regulation of sodium ion transport
Molecular function (GO): sodium channel regulator activity
Source: RefSeq, a predicted model, not a curated record